Molecule: messenger RNA, 2535 nt
Organism: Anolis carolinensis (green anole)
Lineage: Eukaryota; Metazoa; Chordata; Lepidosauria; Squamata; Anolidae
Gene: avpr2
Product: arginine vasopressin receptor 2
Exons: 3
Coding region: 608-1687 (359 amino acids)
Biological process (GO): positive regulation of vasoconstriction; cellular response to hormone stimulus; regulation of systemic arterial blood pressure by vasopressin
Cellular component (GO): plasma membrane
Molecular function (GO): vasopressin receptor activity; peptide binding
Source: RefSeq, a predicted model, not a curated record
GAUUUAUGAACUUCUGCGUCAACAUAUUACACAAACCUGUCCAGGGAAAGGAGUUUUGAUUGAUGGGCCUAGGAAAUGUUAGAUGUUAGAGUCAGAAUUAGGAUGACUUUGGCACUGCAGUUGACCCUGAUCCUAGUGUUCACACAGUCGCAAUCUAUGUGCAUAGAAGAAGGAAAGCAGUCACCUGCUUUCUGCUCCUGUUGCUCCCCCCUCCUUUUCGUGAAAUGCCUCCUUUCCUCUUUGAGGAAAAAUCUACCCACUGCAAAGCCAGUGUGUUUGGCAUGGGGUCAUAUUUCAUCAGCUUCCCACCCUCCAUGAGAAUUGGGAGAAAGCCAGCCCAGUUUGAAACUUCACUCCUCCCUUGGCUCCCUCCAUCCUUCCUAGUUAUCCAAAACUGCAAGGAGUUUCUCACUGGGAACAACUUCACGCUCCCUUGCUGUUAAGAAGAACUUGGAAAAACCUGGAAUAAAGGCACAAAGAAGGAUUUAUUUCUCCCUUCUUUAAAUGAUCUGGUCCUUCUCUUUCAUCUAUGGCCUCUGGAAAGAAACAGUGAGUGGCCAAGCUGAGGUCUUAUCCCUGAAGCCACUGUCGAUUGAGUGUCCCGGCCAUGGAUGACAAGACACAAGGGUUGAACUUGUCUGUGACGCUGGCUGGCCCCACUGCAUCCAAUGCUUCUCUCCUCCUUUCUGAUGACCGGGAUGUAGCCCUGGCCCAAGCGGAGAUUGCCAUCUUGGCCUCCAUCUUCCUGCUAGCCACGCUGAGCAAUGGACUGGUGCUGGGAGCCUUGUUCCUCCGGGGCCACAGGGCUGCUCCCACCCCAAUGCACCGCUUCAUCCUCCACCUCUGCCUGGCCGACCUGACUGUGGCCCUCUUCCAGGUUCUCCCGCAGCUCAUCUGGGACAUUACAGACCGCUUCCAGGGCCCUGACAUCCUGUGCCGUGCCAUCACGUAUCUGCAAGUGGUUGGCAUGUUCGCCUCAUCCUAUGUCAUUGUGGCCAUGACGUAUGACCGACACCGAGCCAUUUGCCAGCCCAUGCUGGUUUUCCGGAGGGGCCCGGGCACUUGGUACCGGCCGGUGAUGGUGGCCUGGACUGCUUCCUUUCUCUUCAGCCUUCCUCAGCUCUUCAUUUUCUCCAAAGUGGAACUGCCCAGCGGGGCUCACGAGUGCUGGGCCACCUUUGCUGAGCCCUGGGGUGCCCGAGCCUAUGUUACGUGGGUAACCCUGAUGGUCUUCAUCCUGCCCACUGUCUUCAUUGCCACUUGCCAGGGCAUGAUCUUCCACGAGGUCCACCGCAGCCUUCAUCUGGGGCCGGAAGGAGCGCUGAAGGGCAGGGGAAGUCUGCGUGGGUCUUCCCCCAUAUCGUGUGCUUUGACCAAGACUCUGAAGAUGACAUUAGUCAUUGUGCUGACCUAUGUCUUCUGCUGGGCCCCUUUCUUCCUCGUCCAGCUAUGGUCGGUGUGGGAUCCAGAAGCACCCAUUGAUGGUCCAGCGUUCACCCUCCUGAUGCUCGUCGCCAGCCUCAACAGCUGCACCAACCCUUGGGUCUAUGCCGCAUUCAGCAGCAGCAUCUCAAAUGAACUCUGCCGAAUCUUCUGCCCCAGGCUCGCCCGCCAGCGCAUGGGAUCCUUGCGUGAAGACUCUGUCCUCACGGCUUCCUUCUCUCUGGGACGGGACACCCUCUCCUGAAACCACAGCAGGCGGGAUUUGGAAGGAAAGUGGAGACACAAGAAAGCCCUAUAGACUUUCCUUUUGAGCAAAAGGUGCACCGCAAUGGGAGAACUCACCAGGAAACUGUUUGAAGGUGUUGUGCCACUUAGGACAACUUUGUUGCUGUGUGCCUUCUGAUUUAUGGUGGCCCUAAGGCAAGGCUAUCAGAGUCUGAGAAAGCAUGAUCUGCCCAGGUUCAUCCAGUGUGUUUUCAUAGCUGAUCUGGGAUUUGAACCCUGAUCUCCAGUUGUAGUACAACACACAAACUACCACACUAUGGCAGGAGGUUGGACUAGAUGGCCCAUAACAUGAUUCUAUGUUAGGUGACUCAAAAUUAAAGAACUUUUAGUGAAUUGCUGAAACCUUGCCUUUGAGUUAGGGUAUGAUCUGGGCUUAGGAACUAGUUACACUUUCCAACACUUUUACCAUUACCCCAAUCUUGCUGAUUCACUCAUUGCUAACAAAUUACUGUAUAUACUCGAGUAUAAGCCUAGUUUUUCAGCCCUUUUUUAGAGCUGAAAAAGCUCCCCUUGGCUUAUACUCAAGUGAGGGUCCUGGCCGGCUUCUAUUGAGGUCAGCUUAUACUUGAGUAUAUAGGUAUUCAGAGUUGGACAGUCUUAUCUUAUUAAAGUCUUAUUAUUAUUAUCUUAAAUUACAGUUUUAUAUAAAUAUUCAAAAACAUUUAAUUACUGAUGCCUCAAAUAAUGCAAUUUUAUUAAUAUCUAUUUUAUUUUUGAAAUUGACCUCUAGCUGCUGCAUUUCCCACCCUCGUCUUAUACUCGAAUCAAUAAGUUUUCCCAGUUUUUGUGGUAAAAUUAGGUUCCUCA